CCUGGAUUUCAGACAGCCUGCGCCACGAAACAUGGCUUGCUGCUCUUUCCGUCUUGUUGGUUUUCAUUUCAUUCUAUUUCACUUUAUUCACUUUCUUAAGCGUAUCAAGCGUAUCUCUUUUAGAGAUAAAGUCUAUCUCCAUACCAUGCUAGCAUCGGCUGAGGCCGCUCCGGUUUCCCAGGAACAUAGUCAGGAUGCCGACGAGAUGGACUGCGUUCCAACGUUUUCGGAUAAGACGCCGUGGAAGAGUUUUAUUAUUAUACUGGACCACCCGUACGACUACUGCAAGCUUGACUAGCUAAAUUGUACUGUAGCUGUGGCUCGGUUUGUGAUAUGUAUAGUUCAAAGUAAAUUAUUUGGGCCAGCUCGGGGGCAUUGCCC
Molecule: messenger RNA, 381 nt
Organism: Linderina pennispora
Lineage: Eukaryota; Fungi; Kickxellomycota; Kickxellomycetes; Kickxellales; Kickxellaceae
Exons: 1
Coding region: 32-298 (88 amino acids)
Source: RefSeq, a predicted model, not a curated record